AUGAAAAUGUUGAAGGUUUAUGGUAAACCUGUGGAAAAAAAAGUGUCACGAACAUACUCUUUAGUAGAAAAUUCAAACAGAGAAGGACGGAUAAAAAAGAAUAGUAAUGACGACGAAUUGCUGGAAAUGAGUUUUAAAGAGUGCCUGAAAAUGAAAACAUUUGUAGAGAUUAUGGCGUGCCUUGCAACCAGUGAAGUGCAAAACUUUCAGAACCGUGACGAUUCUAAAACAAAAGAAAAAAAUACUCAAAUUAAAAUUUUAACUUUAAGCAACGAAAUUGAACUUCUGAAGCAGUCUGUGACAGAUAUAAAGAAGCUUUUGGAAUGGCUAAUCAGUGAUGAAGACAACGAUGACCCAGGAGCUGGGACCACAAAAACACCCGAUUUUGAAAGAAAGACUGUGUACGAAAGCUCUACCGCUGACAGCGGUGGAGAAACUGGUGCAGUUAAGAACGACACUUCUGAAGCGCCAUAUAGUCGCAAAAGUAACAGCAGUUCUAAAGUUGAGCGAAGCCCCUACCAGUAUCACAACGGAGUUGCUGGAACGCAAACCAAACACAGUGCCCAGUAUUCGACAAAAUACAUUACCUCUAGGCCCUAUCGUCAGCCUUUAAGCCAAGAAAUUCGAAGAGACAAAAAACUGGUACAACCUUUCGUAGAGGAGAAUUUGAAGAAAUUGCCGUUUAAAAGUUGA
Molecule: messenger RNA, 693 nt
Organism: Enterobius vermicularis (human pinworm)
Lineage: Eukaryota; Metazoa; Nematoda; Chromadorea; Rhabditida; Oxyuridae
Source: the annotation of a GenBank genome assembly